GCGUGCGCCGCUUUGUUAGGACACAAACAGUUUGAUACUCAUUCAGUAAUAAACACUCAAGUGCCAUAACCUUCUCUACAAACAACAAAAUGCGUGUGAUUGUGGUGCUUUGUCUGGUCGCUGCCGCUGCUGCUCAAUACGAAUAUGCCGCCAAUACGCAGCCACAAGUGGGUGCCGCUCAGCUCUCCGAACCCAUACAGCCAGCCAACGAAUUCAACAAGGAAUACUACACCUACUCGGCACCCGAACAUGAAUUCGAUGAUGCUGGCGCCGCUGACAAUAUUGGCAACUCAUUGAAGAAGAACUUGCGCGUCGUCUUCAUUAAGGGACCUGAGAACUCUGGACUCGAGAACGCUGCUCUGCAAUUGGCUAAAUCUGCUGGCGAAGAACGCACCGCCAUCUAUGUGCUCAGCAAACAAGCUGACAUCGGCGAUUUGGCCAACAAAUUGAACUCCGUACAGAGCACCGCCAGCAAACCCGAAGUACACUUCGUUAAGUACCGUACCCAAGCUGAUGCUGAGAAUGCCCAACGUGCCAUUCAAUCGCAAUACGACACAUUGCCCGGUGCAUCGAGCAAUCACAAUGGCGGUUCCGCACCAGUUUUGGACUUUGCCAGCAAAGCCGCAGCAGCACCCGCGCCAGCUGCCGCUCCCGCUGCCCCCGCCAACACUUACAUUCCACCACAAGCACAAGCGUAUUUGCCACCCGGCAGAAGGUUUUAAGCUAUACGAGUGAUAUCUUGCGAAUGUCGUGAUUAACUGUUGACUAGUUUUAAUAUACUUGUUUUUAUUGUUUUGAUUUUUAUUAGUUCUUACGUUCUGUUUGCUAUUUCCUGUUCGA
This is a messenger RNA of Zeugodacus cucurbitae (melon fly), 840 nucleotides long. RefSeq lists its product as uncharacterized. NCBI's taxonomy places the organism in Eukaryota, Metazoa, Arthropoda, Insecta, Diptera, Tephritidae. Bases 90 to 722 code for a protein of 210 amino acids. The record is from RefSeq and is a predicted model, not a curated record. The transcript has 2 exons.